Messenger RNA from Poecile atricapillus (Black-capped chickadee), 3707 nucleotides. RefSeq names its product solute carrier family 26 member 9 (gene SLC26A9). The transcript is spliced from 21 exons. NCBI's taxonomy places the organism in Eukaryota, Metazoa, Chordata, Aves, Passeriformes, Paridae. The record is from RefSeq and is a predicted model, not a curated record. The coding region runs from base 71 to 2458 and encodes 795 amino acids. Gene Ontology annotation, cellular component: membrane. Gene Ontology annotation, biological process: transmembrane transport. Gene Ontology annotation, molecular function: sulfate transmembrane transporter activity; bicarbonate transmembrane transporter activity; oxalate transmembrane transporter activity.
CUCCUGGGCAGCUCCUCCUGCCACAUCUGCGUCCCUCUCGCACCAUCGGCCCUUCUCCCGAAGCGCAGAGAUGAGCCAGGCCAGGCCUCGCUAUGCCAUCGAGCGUCCUGCCUACUCCGUCAGCCUCUUCGACGAGGAGUUCGAGAAGAAAACCAGAACUUAUCCCAUCGGGGAGAAACUGAGAAACCUCUUCAGAUGUUCAGCCUCCAGGUUCAAGCUCACCCUCCUCUGCCUGUUCCCAAUACUGGCCUGGCUUCCCAAGUACAAAAUCAAGGAUUACAUCCUGCCCGAUGUGCUCGGCGGGCUCAGUGCGGGGACAAUCCAAGUGCCACAAGGGAUGGCCUUCGCCCUCCUGGCCAAUCUGCCUCCUGUCAACGGGCUCUACUCCUCCUUCUUCCCCCUGCUCCCCUACUUCUUCCUCGGGGGCAUCCAUCAGAUGGUGCCAGGGACUUUUGCUGUCAUCAGCAUCAUUGUUGGCAACGUCUGCAACGAGCUGGCCCCGGAGUCGGACUUCCAGUACUUCAACCACACCACCAACCAGACCAGUGUCAACACCAGGGCCCUGGAGGCGGCCAGGCUGGAGAUCUCAGCCACCCUGGCCUGCCUGACAGCCGUCAUACAGCUGUGCCUGGGCUUCCUGCAGUUCGGCUUCGUGGCCAUCUACCUGUCCGAGUCCUUCAUCAGGGGCUUCAUGACGGCGGCAGGGCUGCAGAUCCUCAUCUCCGUGCUCAAGUACGUCUUCGGCUUGACGGUCCCGUCUUACACCGGGCCCUUAGCUAUCGUCUACACAUUCAUUGACAUCUGUAAAGGUCUGCCCCAAACCAACCUGGCCUCCCUGGUCUACGCCUUGGCCAGUGCUGUGCUCCUGAUCGUUGUCAAGGAGCUCAACCUCAAGUACAUGAAGAAGAUCCGGAUGCCCAUCCCGAUGGAGAUCAUCAUCGUGAUCGUUGCCACCGCGGUCUCCGGCAGCUUCAACAUGCCCGACAAGUACGGGAUGCCAAUAGUGGGGAAGAUCAGCAUGGGGUUCCCACAGCCCACCCUGCCCCUGGUGAGCAAGUGGAAGGACAUGGUGGGCACGGCUUUCUCGCUGGCCAUCGUGGGCUACGUGAUCAACCUGGCCAUGGGGAGGACCCUGGCAGCCAAGCACGGCUACGACGUGGACCCCAACCAGGAAAUGCUGGCCCUGGGCUGCAGCAACUUCUUUGGAUCUUUCUUCAAAAUCCACGUGAUCUGCUGUGCUCUCUCUGUCACCCUCGCCGUGGAUGGGGCAGGAGCGAAAUCCCAAGUGGCGAGUUUCUUUGUGGCUCUGGUGGUCAUGGUGACAAUGCUGUCCCUGGGAAUCUACCUGGAGCCUCUUCCAAAGUCUGUGCUGGGAGCCCUCAUCGCCGUGAACCUGAAAAACUCCCUCAAGCAGCUGGCUGACCCCUUCUACCUGUGGAAGAAGAGCAAACUGGACUGUCUGGUCUGGCUCGUGAGUUUCCUCUCCGCUUUCUUCCUGAGCCUCCCCUACGGCGUGGCGGUGGGCGUGGGAUUCUCCGUGCUCGUUGUGGUUUUCCACACCCAGUUCCGCAACGGCUCUGCCCUGGGCCAGGUGACUUCCACUGACAUCUACAAGAACCCCAAAACAUACAACAAGGUCCAUGAAAUUAAUGGGAUUAAAAUCGUCACCUACUGCUCGCCGCUGUAUUUCGCCAACUCAGAGAUAUUCCGGGAGAAAAUUAUAGCCAAGACAGGGGUGGAUCCUGGCAAGGUGUACUUGGCCAGGAGGAAGUUUGUGAAACAGCAGGCAAAGGGCACAGCACAACCACCAGCGAAGCUCCCGAAAUUCCUGCUGAAGGAGAGCAAGACCUUGUCCUUGCAAGAGCUCCAGAAGGACUUUGAGAGCGCCUCUCCAACAGACACCAACAACAACCAGACCACUGCUAACGGUGCCAGCAUCUCCUACAUCACAUUCCACCCUCCUGCCCAGGGGGCUGGGCUGGGGCAGAGCCCCGGGGAGCUGGGCAGCAGCAGCAGCACCUUCACCGACCCCGUGCUGACAGCACCGCCCUACAUCAGCUUCCACACCAUCAUCCUGGACAUGAGCGGGGUGUGUUUUGUGGACCUGAUGGGCACAAAAGCGCUCAGCAAGUUGUGUUCCAGUUACCAGAAGAUUGGGAUUAAAGUCUUCUUGGCAAACGUGCAUGCCCAGGUGUACAAUGACAUCAGCACAGGGGGAGUCUUUGAGGAAGGAGGCCUGGACCGAAGUCACAUCUUCCUGACCAUCCACGAUGCUGUUUUGUUUGCACUGGCCAGCAUCAGAGAAUUUGUCCACCCUCCCAUCUUGGAAGAGAGGCAGACCCAGACAGAGCUCUCCAUCUAUGAUGAAUCUGUGGACGAGAGCAGUGCAGAGUACAAGAACCUGGAGGAGGAGAUGUUUGGAAGCAUGUUCCACUCCGAGAGCCAGACAGCUCUGUGAGCACAGCCAGCAGCAGGAAAACCCUCCAGAACAGGCUCCUCUCUCCCACUGGAGACCUCUGCUUCUACCUGGGGAUACACAGCGGCUCUGCAGAGAGGCCAUCACCCUCCAGAGCUGCCAGAUCCCUCUCUCCUCCCUGCUUUCCCUCGGAGCAGAGGGCUCUGGAGCAGGAGCAGCCUGGGGAAGCUCGGGAGAUGCCAUCUCAGGGACUGCAGAAGAGGAGCUCGGCUCAGGGGAUGUUCAGCCACCCCUUCAUCCCCCACCAUCCUUCUGCCCACGCUGGAAUUGCAUCAUCUGGGCAUCCUGAUCCCUCCCUUUCCCCGAGGAAGUGAAAUUCAAAGCUGAAAAGCCUUUUUGGGGCUCGGCUCCACGAGGUGUAGCACUGCAGCUCUGCCAGGUGCUGCUGCUCUCUGCUGUGCACCCCGAAUUUCUGCAGCCCUCUGCAGCCUCUGCCUCUCCUCUUCUGCAUCCCAGCAUCCCAAAAAACACUGCCUCGAACCAGAGCUCUAUUUCUGACACCCCAAAGGCCUCAGGACUCUCUCAGCAGGGCUGAAUUCUGAAAUAACAUGAUUUUUUUUUCCUUACUAGGACAGGCUUGUACUCAGAAAUAAGACUUCCUCUUUACAUUCAGGUUGUCCUGCCUGCUUGGUGGGUUGAGCACAUGAAAAUAGACUUUUAAAAUAUUUGAAAAUGCUGUUUCUAUUUUAAUACUCUAAAAAAAAAUAUUACAAAUAUAUAAGCAAGCUUUAGUGUACGGUUUUGAAGUACACAGAUAUUAUUGAGCUGAUUGCUGAAGGCUUCCUGGGAAGAGAAUGUGAGGCUUUCCUGCAGCUCCCAGAUGUCUCAUUUUUAAGGAAAAUAGAACUUCUUCAACCAUCCUUGCUAGACAGUCACUAAAGGAAACAACAGCAGCCCCCUGCCAGUUUGGUUUUAUGUAACAUCUCAAUAACCAAGUCACCAUUUCUCUACCUCAAUUUCUGAUUAUGUGGUGCAGGAGAGAGUAAUAAAACCAAAGGAGGGCAGAAAACCCCACUAGCUGAUGCUUAUUACUCAUUUUAAUAUUAAACAACAGUGGUUUCUCCAGAAAUCCCCGUGUAUAUCUUGUUUUACGAGGUAAAAUCAAGAGAUUAAGCCUCUUGAAUUAUCCUUGAGGGUGAUUCCUCAUGUCCUUUUGUAAUGCCUGAGUGCUCCUCCUAAAAAGUGCUAAUUUUGAAAGAAAGGCAAAACAGAGAUAGGUGCAGAGCAACAA